Molecule: messenger RNA, 1679 nt
Organism: Hydra vulgaris (swiftwater hydra)
Lineage: Eukaryota; Metazoa; Cnidaria; Hydrozoa; Anthoathecata; Hydridae
Biological process (GO): potassium ion transmembrane transport
Cellular component (GO): voltage-gated potassium channel complex; membrane
Molecular function (GO): ligand-gated monoatomic ion channel activity; delayed rectifier potassium channel activity
Source: RefSeq, a predicted model, not a curated record
UUAUUUUACAUUUUCUGUUACUCAUAGGUACAAGAAUUUUAUUAAGGAUAGUUUUUUAUGCAGCACGACACAAAGGUGUUAAAGACGUCAAAAAAAACGUUCAAAGAAGAGAACAUUAAAAAAAAUGUCGAGAUGCUGUUUUUACGAAAGUUUCUUGAAGAUGCUAGCUUUGUUUUUGAGUUUCCUGUUUUUACGUACAGAAAAAGCAACAGUACCAGAUACAAUAUUUUAUUGGGACACUGAACCUUUUAUAUUUUUCAAUGAAGAAAAACAACGGCUUGAUGGAGUUUUGCCAUUAGCAUAUAUGACCUUAGGAAAAUUAUGUUCGCCCUCCUCCGAAAAAUUUCAAAAUUUUACUGUAAUAAAAGAAAACUUUACUGAAGAUAAUUUUUAUAAAAUGAUAGAAGAGACCAGUUUUAGCAAUGACUUACAAAAUGGUGACAAUAGAAUAUGGUUUCCAUUAUUUAUUAACCCUGAUCAAACAAAAUUGGCAGCUAAAAAUUUAAAAUCUGUUAUAUUUAUAUAUUCUCCUAACGUUGGGGUUAUAGUCAAUAAAUACAAAAUAACUCUUUUAAACAAAUUUUUUGAAGCUAUUAAACUAAGCUACCCAAUUGCAACCAUUGCUGGUGGAUUUAUUUUGCUUUUUUCAACACUUUUAUGGUUAGCUGAAUGCAUAACAAAUAAAGAUUUUAGCAAGUGUUUUAUAAAUGGAUUUGGUAGUAGUUUAUGGUGGUCAAUUGUUACAUUAACAACAGUUGGCUAUGGUGAUGUAGUUCCAAAAUCAUUAAUUGGUCGAUUUAUUUCAAUACUAUGGAUGAUUAUUGGAGUGUUAAUAAUUUCUGGAUUGACAGGAACGUUUAGUUCAAUAAUUACUACUAAUUCCUUUUUAUCUAUACAGAAUAAUCAGGUAGCUGGUUUGAAUAAUUCAAUUGAUUUUCUGAUUGCUCGUAAAAAUUACAAUUCAAGUCUAAAAGCAUACAGUUCCUACUAUGAUGUGGUCCAAGCCGUAGAAAAAAGUCAAGUUGAUUAUGGAGUUAUCAAUAUUGAUGUUUUGAUAAAUAUGAAGUUUAAAGAAAUUUAUCCAAAUGUUGUUCUUGUACAGAUUAUAAAUGCUGUUACACCUGUUUUUAUAGUUUAUGGUAAUAACACUAGUCUGAUGGCUAGUUCAUCAAAAGAUAGUUAUGCAACAUGUCAACAACAAUAUUUCAAAGACAUAGUAAAAAAUGCGCAAAAUAUUUAUGGAAAAAUCCCAAUUAUAGAUAGCGAGAGCCCACAAAACUUAUAUGAAUGUUUAAAAACGAGUAGCAUGCUUAUUCCAGGAAUUGUCACUCUAUCCGUACUUUUUGCACUUUCUAUGAAAGAUGUUGUUCAGUUUGUGUACAAGAAAAGAUGUAGCAAAGAUAUUUCUUUAAGUGUGAUUUUAAACAGUAAUAAAAACGAAGAGAAAAAAUCAGAUAAAGAUGAUUUCUUUGAAGAGUUAUCAAGAAUCGAAGAACAAAUAAUUAAAUUGAAGUCAAUGUAUAAAAAGAAAUAAUUUGUUUUAAAGUAUUCAUUGAUAUUUAUUGUUAUUAGAUUAUUUAUUGAUAUUAGAUAUUUGUUAGUUUUAUAUUUAUGUUAAUUUCAUUUAAUACGGGUUUUCUUUUAUUUUUCUCAAAUAUUUACCUGUACGAAAAUACUCU